Messenger RNA from Gymnodraco acuticeps, 2095 nucleotides. RefSeq names its product RAB42, member RAS oncogene family a (gene rab42a). The coding region runs from base 282 to 935 and encodes 217 amino acids. The transcript is spliced from 2 exons. Gene Ontology annotation, molecular function: GTP binding; GTPase activity. Gene Ontology annotation, biological process: Rab protein signal transduction. The record is from RefSeq and is a predicted model, not a curated record. Lineage: Eukaryota; Metazoa; Chordata; Actinopteri; Perciformes; Bathydraconidae. Gene Ontology annotation, cellular component: Golgi membrane.
UAAGAAUUCCUUGUUAUGACUAAAUAACAGCUUUACAUGCGUCUGGGACAACCUGAAUUAUGUUUUCUCACAGUUUAAAAUCACAAUAGAGAUUUUCUCUUUUAUAACCCAGUACAAUUGAGGGCUGCAUGAGGUUUCUAGUGGUGCUGUAGGUAAACCUGUCACAUGAUUGCUGCGUCUCUUCCUGGGCAGCAGAGCAGCUUCAUGUAAACACGCCGCGCGCACAGGGCUUUGUUUCACACACACAUCACACACACAUCCCCCCGUAUUAUAGUCAUGCCAUGGAUAUUUUGUGGCAAUACCAAUUCAGGAUAAUUUUACUCGGAGAUUCCACGGUUGGGAAAUCGUCGUUGCUGAAACGCUUCUCGGACGGGAUCUACAGUGAUGUGGCGGAUCCCACCGUGGGGGUAGAUUUCUAUGCCCGAUCGCUUGAUAUCGAGCCCGGGGUGAAAAUCAAGCUGCAGCUCUGGGACACGGCUGGACAGGAGCGAUUCAGGUCCAUCACAACAUCGUACUACCGUAACUCUGUUGGCGGGCUACUCGUCUUUGAUCUGAGCAACCACAAGACCUUCGAGCACGUGAGGGAGUGGCACAAGGAGGUGAGUGAGCACAUCCUGCCGCACCACAUGGUCUACAUCCUCAUCGGCCACAAGAGUGACCUCAGCAAGGACCGCAAGGUGAGCCGGGACGAGGCGGAGCAGCUGGCGGCCGAGAUGGGCAUCCGCUACGUGGAGACGUCGGCCAAGUGCAAUAGCAACGUGGACCGCGCCUUCGAGCUGCUGACCAGAGACAUCUACGAGCUGAUGAACAUGGGCGAGAUCGUCACCCGCGACGGCUGGGACGGGGUGAAGAGCGGCCUCACCGCCAAGGUGCUCUACCCGUCCGAUGACGACGACGUACCGGCCGCCGUCGCCGAAAAGGGCUGCCACUGCUGACUGAGAACUGUGUCCAAACACUGCCCCCCCCCCCCCCCCUCGUCUCACAGCCAUCGAAACCAAGUCACUCAGGCUCAGUGAUAUCACUUCGUCACCUCGUGCUUCUCUGUGUGGGUUCUUCUUCUGACAACUGGGGGGGUUUUCUAGCCAUUGUACAUCCCCCAAUGUGUAUCUAAAUAGGCAAGUUGUCUCUGAAGCCAUCUGGCGUUACAUGAGCUGGGCCUUGUAGGGUUGGGAAAAGAACAGAAAGCAUGAAACUUGAUCAGAUCUUUGGGUUUAGGCUGCAUUCACACCAAAUUGGGCGUUUUUGACGAUGAGAACGGGAGGGUUACUUAUUUGGCCACAAAUGGACCACAGUUGGCCGACCAAUGGUGACAUUUAAUGCGAAACGCUCCUAUGUCCGCAACCGAAACACGCUUCCAACGUUCUCCUUCUGACAACUGGGUUUUUUUCUUGCCAGUGUACAUCUCCAAAUGUGUGUCUUAUACAUAGGCAAUUGUUUUCUUUUUUAAGCCAUGUGGCGUAGCGUGAGCUGAGCUGAUUUGGGCCUUGUUGGGUUGCGGAAAGAGUGCCUAUGUGAAGAAAUAUUGGGCGUUUCUGGUGAUUUGCAUAGUGGCGUUGUUAAAAGGUGAAAUGUAAUGCCAAACGACUGCUAAGCUAUUUACAUCUUUUGUCAGGGUUGUACAGCUCUCGGUUGACGCUUAAGUAUUUUUUUUGUGACCCUAUUUCCGCAACCUAAACGCACUACCAACAUUACAAUGAAUGGGAAAACCAUGCAUUGUGCAGCAGUGCCUGAUUUGGUGUGAAUGCCUUCUUACCCAACAUUGCUUUCUACGGCCCUGAAACUAAAGGACUUCUGAGUAUACUACAAUACAUUUCAUAAAGCACUAUUGUGGGUUUCUAUCUGUCAAAGUUUGUGCAAUGCUUUGCCUGCGACUGUUUGUGACUGUGAAAUUGUAAAUAAUAGUGAAAUCUAUGGAGGGGAAGGGCCACUGAAAGUAUGUUACGUGAUGAACAGUGCACUCUAAGUGUCACCAUGUUAAAUCGAUGUGCUCCUCAUGCUUCUGUACGUGCACUUACGCCAAACUGACUCAGACCUUUGAUCAUCCUGUGAAUAGAUGGGUAAUGUUUUUCUAAAGAAAAUAAAUAGAUUAUUUCUA